Chironomus riparius is the source of this 1193-nucleotide messenger RNA. Lineage: Eukaryota; Metazoa; Arthropoda; Insecta; Diptera; Chironomidae. The record is from the annotation of a GenBank genome assembly.
CAAGAAACUUUAAAAGUCAACUCUAUUCAAAACUCGGUAAUUUCGUUGGAAAUGAAAGUUUCACGAAAAGUUGACAACCCUAUCGACGAAUAAGCGAGUCACAGACAUAAGCGACACCACGCGAGCAAAAUUGGAAUUAUUAAUUAACAACAAGCUUAACAAGAGCUAGAAAUUCUUUAAAAAGUUUCAAAUUGUAUUUAGUUUGGGAAAUUUGUAAAAAAGAAAAUUUGAAGAAUCAUGGCAUCAACUGAGCCUGUCAACAAGAAGCAAAAGAUUGAAACGGAAGAAACACUUUUAGAGGAAAUUGAUACAUGUCAAAAUGAGAUUGAUGCAUUGAAUGAGCAAGCGUCUGAAGAGAUUCUUAAGAUUGAACAGAAAUACAACAAGUUGAGAAAGCCAUUCUAUGAAAAGCGAGCAUUAAUUAUUGAAAAAGUCGACAAAUUCUGGCUUACAACUUUCAUUAAUCAUCCUCGAAUCUCUAGCAUCUUACAAGAUCAAGAAGAAGAUUGCUUACAUUACAUGACAAAGUUACAUGUUGAGGACUUUGAUGACGUCAAAACUGGAUAUCGUAUUUCAUUCCAUUUCAAGGAAAAUAAUCCAUACUUUGAGAAUGACGUAUUAACGAAGGAGUUCCAUUUGGCUGCUGAAAAUCAGUCUGAUAAUUUCUCGCAAACCUCGACCGCAACACAAAUCAAAUGGAAAGAAGGCAAAGAUUUAUUGAAAGAACUUCAGUCUAAACCACAAUCCAAUAAGAAGCGAGAUGUUGAUCACAAAUCCUUCUUUGAAUGGUUCCUUGACACACAUGAUCCACCAAACGACGAUAUUGCCGAGACACUCAAGGACGAUAUUUUCCCUAAUCCAUUGCAAUAUUUUCUUGUACCAGACAUUGGAGUUUACAACGACGACGAUGAAUCUGGAGCUGAUUCAGAUAUCGAGGAAGGAUCUGAACAAGAGAUUGACGACGAGGAAGAACUAGAAGACGGAGAAUAAAAAGUAUCAUAAAAAUGCCAUUCCCUGAUGUUUAACAUUUUAUUAAGUCCUUAUAUUCUCAUACUUACAACCUUUAAUGCAUCUUCUUACGGACUUUUUUUUACGUUAAACGUUCUAAGCUGAAACAUGAAUAUUUUUUUUUUGAUAGAAUUGGAAAUAAGAAAGUGAUUACAAUUUUAAAAACCAAACAUUGUAACUGGUUU